AUAAAUCAGUCUGAUUUGUUAUUCAUUCAGAGCAACGACUUAUAGUGAUCGGUGUGAACCAUGACCCUCAAAGCUCCCAAUUACCUUCAAGGCUACACAUGGAUCCCGCUAGACGAGUCCCCAAAGAUGGACGAAGUCCUCGAACUAUUCACCGCAGUCAAGGCCAACAACCUGAAGAAAAUCGAAGACGUGAUAUCCAGAAACAAGGAAAUCGUGCGAUAUAGAUAUUACGGCUGCGACAAUCAGAACAUCUUCAUGAUAGCUUGCAAAGACCAAGACGGAAUGAGUGGCGUCAAAAAAGAGACGCUCAGAAUUCUUAUGGACGCACUAGGCGAAGAUUUUAAAAGACCGUCGACGAACGACCACUGGGACCCUCUCCACUACACCGCCCUCAACGCCAACAAAGAGAAAAUGGAAGCCAUCAUCGAGCGUCUAAAUUUACAAGAAGUCAACUCGCUCGUCUAUUGUUCAAAGGACGUUCUAGAAAAGUAUAACGUCUGUUCUGAACAGAUUGGAGACACGUAUUCGAACAACGCGUUGAACGUGCUCUUGAAGUACGGGAAGCGCGGCGACUGUGACCAAUUUAAAGCUUGCUUCGAGCUACUGGUCAAAAACGGGGUUUCAGUGAAUCAACAAGACUCGGAACAGAGAAGUCCGAUAUCCUUCAUCAACAAAGACGACGAACUGAAGACAAUCUUCAAUAAAGUGGGGACGGAAAGCAAUAGUGUCACCAAUGGUUUCAAGUUUGGUCGAAUGAAUAGCAUCACAGAAUUGGUGAGGAGCACACUCGUCCAAACCCAAGACCAAGCCAAUGGGUUAGACGGAAGCGACGAAAAAUCCUCCAGUUGCACACUUCUUCAGUUGUACUGCGCCAAAGGACUUCUUGAUUGCGUGGAAUACAUUCUAGACAAGGGGGCUUUUCCGGAGCGAGUGAUCUCGAAAAACCCAACACCUCCGAUAAUGAUAGCGAUCUUGGAAGACCACGAAAGCAUCGUCAAGCUGCUUCUCAACAGAAAUGUCAUUUUACCUGACGAAAUAUUGCUGACACUUCUCCAACUCUACAGCCAAAGAGACGUCGGCACUAUUACUAAGUACGUGAAGAUGAUAUGCAACCACUUGCGACGAAAGGAGAAGGAGCGUCUUCAAUUUUACGUCACAACGACAGACGAAUUUGAUCGAACUCCUCUUCACUAUGCGGUGCAUUAUGGGUGUCCUGAUAUCUCUCUAACCUUACUUUCUUUGGGUGCCUCCCUUAUUGAUAAAGACAAGUUCGGGAAUGCUCCUCUUCGAUUCAUCAAAGCAACGGUUUUGGAAAAAUUCUUAGACAAUAGUAUUACAAUGGAUGAUUGUCAAAAAAACGACGAAACCAACUUUUCGCUAAAAAUCGACUACAAGUCGUUGGUUACGAAUAAUGAAGAUUCGCCAGAGUGUGAGUUCUUGGCGUACUUGACUCAAGAAACGCGACUAAAUCACUUGAUCAUUCACCCUCUUGUGCUAACUUUUCUAGCACUGAAGUGGCAGAACAUAAAGAAGAUCGUGUACCUAGAUUUGGUUCUUUAUCUCAUCUCUUGUGUAUGUUUAGUGGUGUACGGAGCCUUCUUUGCCAACAUGAUCAAAACACCAAAUCUAAUACUACUGAUUCCUUUCGGGAUCUUGUUGUUUCGUACCACGGUCCAACUGACCAUUUUCAAAAUCGACUAUUUGAAAAGUCUGAACAACAUCAUCGACUUGUUUCUCAUUGGAGGAAUUAUGUAUAUUAUAGCAGCCGGAUGGUUCCCCUAUCUUGACAAUCGCAACGUCUUGGUCGCCUACUCCGUAAUCUUACUCACUUCCAUCCUAGGUAUAUUCCAACACAUGCGCCACUUCUCCUUCUUCACCAUCAAAGUCAUCAUGUUCGAAGAAAUCACGAUCAGCUUCUUCCACUACAUCGCCUUCUACAUGUUUCCAAUUCUAGCCUUCGCCUUCUGCUUCUACAUGUUGUCCGAAAACAAAAAGUGCAUGUUUUUUGAAACCAUUUACUCCACCAUGGUCAUGUUUGCCGGAGAUACCGAAAAGAGUUUCCCCUCGGACAGAUUCAUAACCAAUCCCAUCUUCGGUCACUUCAUCUACGUCGUCUUCGUAGUCUUAAUCGUCAUUAUUCUGCACAACAUUCUGAUCGGUUUAGCCGUGAGUGAUCUCCAACAAGUCCAAAAGCAGGCGGAGUUUAUUGACAAGAAGGAGAGGUCGAAGUUUGUCACGAAGAUCGAACGCGUGUGCUACAUGAAGUCGAAACGUUCUGAGUUUAGAAAAUUGAAGAAGAUGGCUCGUGUUUUCAAGGAGAGUCGUGUUUUGGGGGUUCAGAGUGACAAAGGAAGGUACGUUCACGUGGACGAAAUUGAAGAAGGUGAGAAGAAAUGUCGUGGUGGAAGGGGCCAUCGGGUUCUUCGUGACGGACAAGUGUUAAAUACGUUGCAGGAGGUUUCAAGGAACAUGUACAUGAGGGACAGGGAGGUCGAAAAUCCUUACACUAUUAGAAGUCUGCAUGAAAGAAUCGCGAGGAUGGAAGCUUUGGUUUUGAAGGGGAUGAAAAUUUCGAAGAAGAAGGUGUUUGAAAGUAGAACGACACUUAAGUAGUUGUAAAGUUUGAGAAUAAAUAAGCAAAUUUCCAGUGA
Zophobas morio is the source of this 2651-nucleotide messenger RNA. RefSeq names its product transient receptor potential channel pyrexia-like. The transcript has 2 exons. Gene Ontology annotation, molecular function: monoatomic ion channel activity; protein binding. NCBI's taxonomy places the organism in Eukaryota, Metazoa, Arthropoda, Insecta, Coleoptera, Tenebrionidae. The record is from RefSeq and is a predicted model, not a curated record. The coding region runs from base 61 to 2613 and encodes 850 amino acids. Gene Ontology annotation, cellular component: membrane. Gene Ontology annotation, biological process: monoatomic ion transport; transmembrane transport.